GACGUCCUCCCAUUUUAACUGCGUAUGCGCGGCUCCAGGAGCGCGCCACGAUGGAUGCAGUGGAUCACCGAUCAACGGAAAGAGCCGAAGAUCUGUGUCCAAUCACAGCUGAUCGCAUGGGACAUGUACACGGAUCAUCAGGGCACUGAUGAUCAGUGUGCCCUGUUGAUCUGUGUAGCCCCAGCAGUGCCACCUGUCAGUGUCCAUCCGUACCAGCUGUCAGUGCUCAUCCAUGCCACCUGCCAGUGCCCAUCAGUGCCACAUAUCAGUGCCCAUCUGAGCUGCCUUACAGUGUCACCCAUCAGUGCCAGUCAGUGCCACCUAUCAAUGCCAAUCAGUGCCACCUAUCAGUCCUGCCAAUCAGUGCCACCUAUCAGUGCCAGUCAGUGCCACAUAUCAGUGUGCAUCAGUGCCGUCUAACAGUGCCAGUCAGUGCCACCUAACAGUGCCAACUAUCAGUGCUGCCUAUAAGUGCCAUAUAUGAGUUCUGCCUUUCAGUGCCCAUCAGUGAUGCCUGUCAAUGCCCAUCAGUGCCACCUACCAGUGCCUCCUUAUUAGUGCCACCUAUCAGUGUCCAUCAGUGCAGCCUAUCAGUGCCCAUCACUGCAGCCUCAUUAGCGCACAUCAGUGAAGGAGAAAAAUCACUUAUUUACAAAAUUUUAUAACAA
This is a messenger RNA of Staurois parvus, 668 nucleotides long. The record is from the annotation of a GenBank genome assembly. Lineage: Eukaryota; Metazoa; Chordata; Amphibia; Anura; Ranidae.